UUUUUUCUUAAAUUUAAUGUUAUGAAAGAAAUUUAAAAUGGGUAUUGCAGCAUUUCAUGGAUCUUCCGUUAUUCGUCAAUUUAAUCAAAAUAUUUCCGAACAGAAAUCAAAUCAAUUAAUUUGUAGCAUUUGCCAAGUUAAUUUAAGAUAUUUCAAACGAAAGAAAAUUUGCUCAAAAUGCAAGAGUCUGUGUUGUAUUUCGUGUAUUCAUCGUACACCAAAUAAACAUUAUUAUUGCUGCACGUGUUUUAAUGUUUCACCCGAUAAUAACAGAAAUAUCCAAGAUGCGGGUACAUCAAGAGAUCGUUUUGUUAAUGAAGGAUUAUCAGUAACUUCGGAUGAACGUUUCCAUUAUGGUUCAAAAGAAAAUGUAAGAAAAAUGAUAACCAUAGAUAAAGGAAGAAAGAAUGAGUUAUUUUGUACAAGAAAGCCAACACGUUUUGAAGGUAAAUCGAUGAAAAACAAGAACGGUACCCAUCUUCUAACUGUAAGCGACAUCGAAUGUUUGACAGAGAUUCCGGACUUAACAGUUCGUCAAUUAAAGCUCAUUCUUACAAGAAAUUACGUGGAUUAUCGUGGCUGCUGCGAAAAGAAAGAUCUUCAAGAGAAAGUUCGACAAUUAUGGCAACAGAAACGAUUAAAUGAAAAUUCAAAUGACCUUAAUAACGACGACUCCCUUUGUAAAAUCUGUAUGGCAGAAUCUAUUGAUUGCGUUUUACUAGAAUGCGGUCAUAUGGCAACUUGUACCGAAUGUGGAAAGAAACUAUGUGAAUGUCCACUAUGUCGCCAAUAUGUAGUACGAAUAGUACACAUUUUUAAAGCUUAAAUUUAUGAAAAAUAAAUUCAUUUUCUUCGGUU
Messenger RNA from Centruroides sculpturatus (bark scorpion), 858 nucleotides. RefSeq names its product E3 ubiquitin-protein ligase rififylin-like. Gene Ontology annotation, molecular function: ubiquitin protein ligase activity. The transcript has a single exon. Gene Ontology annotation, biological process: protein K48-linked ubiquitination; negative regulation of extrinsic apoptotic signaling pathway via death domain receptors; proteasome-mediated ubiquitin-dependent protein catabolic process. Lineage: Eukaryota; Metazoa; Arthropoda; Arachnida; Scorpiones; Buthidae. Gene Ontology annotation, cellular component: cytoplasm; plasma membrane. The record is from RefSeq and is a predicted model, not a curated record. The coding region runs from base 38 to 826 and encodes 262 amino acids.